GUAACGCCCCUGCAACGUUUCAGCAGGCCAUGCAUAUGGCCUUCGCUGAGUUCAUUAACAAAACCCGACUAACCCAGCCCCUGAUCAAUUUCUGCGUGAUUGUGUACAUGGAUGAUAUUUUGGUCUUUUCAAAAACACACGAGUACCAUGUGGAACACAUUGAGUGGGUUUUGCAUGCACUAAAAGAUGCGGGGUUCAAAGUGGCCUUAGAGAAAAGCGAGUUCUUCUUGUCGGAGAUCUCAUUCUUGGGGUACAUCGUCACGGUCGAUGGACUAAAACCGGAUCCGAGGAAGGUGGCAGCAGUUCAAGAAGCCCCGGUGCCGGUCACACUCACCCAGGUUCGGGCCUUUCUAGGGCUAGCAUCCUAUUACCGACACUUCAUCAAGGGGUUCGCCGGUGUAGCGAAGCCCCUAACAAACUUGCUGAAGAAAGAGGAGCAGCUGAUCUGGACGCUGGAAUGCGAAGCAGCGUUUCAGGCGUUGAAGGAGGCUCUGACAUCUGCUCCUGUGCUGGCGCGUCCCGACCCGACAAGACCGUUCGCAUUGUACACCGAUUGGCAGCCGCAGGCGAUAUCGGCGGUGCUGACUCAGCACGGGGCGGAACGAAGGGAACACGUCAUUCAGUAUGCAUCCAAGACGCUAGGCCAGGCGCAUGCUAAUUACGAAGCGUUGUGGGGAAACCCGGGGAGGGGUCACCUGUUCGUCGCUGAAGCCAUGGGCAACAUCGCCUGUCACUCGCUGCGCCCGCUUCCGAGGUUCGAUUGGACACGAGCCGCUCAUGAAGAGGAUGCGGUCCAUUUCGCGGUCAAGUACACGCAAAAGGCCAUCGAAAAGAAUGGAUGGUACUGGUCGGGAAUUCGGGAAGAUGUGAAAUACAUCGUCCAGAAUUGUCCGGCUUGCGCGGCGGACAAGGCGCCGGUACAGAUGCCUCGGACGAUGGUGCCUACUCGUGUAGAUCGCCCCUUUCAGAGGGUGAGCAUCGACACGACGGAUAUCAACGUUCCGAGAGGUCCCGUCGAUCAGGGAGAACUCAAUGUUCUUUUACUGGCCGUCGAUCGUUUUUGGAAAUGGAUCGACGCGUACCCUAUGACCAGCCGGAAUUCGCAAGAGGUAGCCUGAUUCUUCGUGGAUCACGAAGACCACUGCAUCGGGGAGCACUUCGUCGUCUACUACGUCAUCACACGGCCCAAGCCAGCGCAGAAGGGGGGGACGGUGGCGCUGUACCCAUUCGCCCAGCUCCAGACGAUCGAUCCGGGAUUGUUGGAGCUCAUACAUCUUGAGCUCCUCUCCAUUGCGCAGGUGAUCGUGAGCGAGGAAGAGGAGAUCCAGCCACGAUUGCGGACGGCGACGGCCCCGCGGAGAACGUACAACGCGGUCGUCAUCCCGGACGGCGGACUACAUUGCGCAGCGCGCGGAGAGGUUGGAGGACUUCCCGGAGGAAAAGCCGCUGCGGCCUCCCUCGUCGUAUCCCAGACCGGCGCCACCUCAGGCCCCCAAGAAGACGCCGAAGAGGAAGAGACGCCACCCGUCACCAGGAGCGCAAGGCAGCAGAAUCGGUGGCGGCGAGGAGUUCCUCCAAGCCAGACGGUCCAUCCGACAGAGGUGGAUUUCAUGGUGGAGCCCACCACCAUCAGACUCGAGGCCAUCGCGGGGGCGCCGCGCCCUGAUCCGGCGUGGGAGCCAUAUUUGACACCCCCUUUUCAGGGGUGUAUUGCGACGCGACUGGCUGGGACGCUCAUCUACGAGACCGGGCAGCGUCCCAAUGUGAUGUACCACUUCCUUGUCUUCGCGGUGCAGAAGCGGGAGCGGCAGCCUUACACCGAGACUCAUGUGGUGAUGACAGGUCCAGGGCCCCGAUCGGUGCGCAAGCGGGUGGUGCGAGCGGUGGCGGAUCUGGCGCCACGUGUCCUGUCUCAUGUGUCGGGGGCCUUCCUCUAUCCCUCGUUCGUCCAGCACCACUUCCAGGAGGAAGAUGCACCGACGACUCCCGCGGCAAUGGCCGCUUUUCUUCCACCUAUUCCGCCCCCUCUUAAUCCCGACAUCGAUCACUUCCUCUGAUCACCCUCGUCUACCUCUCCCCGCUUCUCUCCUUCUCCUUCUCUUCAUCAUCUUCUUCUCCUAUGCCCAAAGUUCGCGCGUCGAGACGCGCUGUGUAAAAAAAAAAAAAAAAAAAAUUCCGAUCGGGCCAGCUGACGAUGAAGGGGCCGCCCAAUCGGGUGUAUACUAUGGGAGGAGGCGAUGGAGGAUGCAAGAUGAUUGGGCCAGCUGACAAUGAAGAGGCCGCCCGAUC
Chara braunii is the source of this 2289-nucleotide messenger RNA. The record is from the annotation of a GenBank genome assembly. Lineage: Eukaryota; Viridiplantae; Streptophyta; Charophyceae; Charales; Characeae.